This is a messenger RNA of Lolium perenne, 2895 nucleotides long. RefSeq names its product protein FAR1-RELATED SEQUENCE 5-like. NCBI's taxonomy places the organism in Eukaryota, Viridiplantae, Streptophyta, Magnoliopsida, Poales, Poaceae. The record is from RefSeq and is a predicted model, not a curated record.
AUGCAGGUACCAGCUCAUGGUUCAAACAGAGAAAAUGAGGGUGCAACCAGCACAAGUUUACUUAAGAGACAGGGGCCACCACAGGACAGCAAUCAUGGCUCAUCGGAUGCAUCGCUCGGACAAGAUAAUGAAAAUCCAUGGGAUCUAAGCAUGUUUAAUGAUAUGGAACUAGACCAGGUAACUGAUAGUGGGGAUGGACAAGCACAAAACAUUCAGGAAAAUGGAACAAUGCAACCUGACAAUGUCGAUGCUGAUGAUGAAAAUGAAGAACAGCGGAAGGACAUUACAGAGGAUGAUAUAAAUAUCUUUCUAUCAAAUGAGAAACUAGCUGCUGAGGGUGUUCAACGGGAGGAACAUUCAGAAAAUGAAAGAGACACAGAGUUCAAACCUCAUGUAGGAAUGGAGUUUGCGACAAGAGAUGAAGCUCAGAAGUUUUUCAACAUGUAUGCUUACAAUGUUGGGUUCUCGGUCACCUGUGUUUCAUCUUACCGUACUACAAGUAAGAAAAGAAACAAUGAGGUCAUAAGGUUUACAAUGAAAUGUAACAAGUAUGUCAAAAACACUGAAGAGGAAAAUGAUCAGAUUGUUGCGCAACGACAAAGCACAGUAAUAGCUAAGACUGAUUGCAAAGUAGAAAUGGUAUUCAGUGACAGACAAGGAAUGUGGAGAAUCACAGGAAUGCAUCUCUUGCACAACCAUGAACUAUGCCCACAGAGCAGAUUCUACAGGUCACAUAUAUACAUGUCAGAUGCUGAAAAAGAGAUGAUUCGAACAAUGAAACAUUGCAACAUGCCAACCAGGGACAUGGUUGCAGUGUUGGCAUUUAUAAGAGGAGGCAUGUCACUUCUACCAUACAACAAAAGAAAAGUCAGCAACUACAGCACUACCAUAAACAGAGAGGUGACAAACAAUGAUAUGAUGGAGGUCUUGGAUUGGUUUCACAAAAAAAGACAGAGAACCCAAGUUUCUAUCACUCAAUGGAUUUGGAUAAAUGCAACAAAGUGGGGAGUGUAUUUUGGGCAGAUGCUAGAGCAAUACAGUACUAUGACAUCUGUGGUGACUGUGUGAGCUUCGACACUACAUUCCUAACAAAUAAAUAUAAUCUCCCAUUUGCACCAUUUGUUGGAGUGUCGCCACACGGAAAAACCUACCUAUUUGCAUGUGCAUUCAUUAUAAAUGAAACAGCCGACAGUUUUGAGUGGUGUUUCCGAGAGUUCAAGAAAGCAAUGGGUGGCAAGUGCCCAAAAUCAAUUAUAACUGACCAAGAUAGAGGAAUGGCGAGUGCAAUACCCACUAUUUUCAAAGAUGCAACACACAGAUGUUGCUUGUUUCAUGUUAAGAAAAAUAUUGAUGACAAAGGAGGGCCAGUGUUCCAAGCAAAUGAGGGGUUGUACGAGGAAAUGCAGGACAUAAUAGAUAAAUCAUUGACAGUCCAUGAAUUUGAAACACUAUGGCAGGCAAUGAUAACUGAGUAUAAAGUGGGGCACAUAAAGAUAUUUCAGGAUAUCUGGAAAAGCAGACAGAAGUGGGUUCCAGUUUACUUCAAGAAUAAGUUCUUCCCCUUCAUCCAAACAACAGCUAGAAGUGAGGGCACUAAUGCAUUGUUUAAAAAGGGGGUAGGACCACAGUUCAGCAUGACAAGCUUCCUGCGGGAGUACCAGCGGAUAAUGGACACAAUGCAUGCAAAUGAGGAUGAAUUAGAUCAUAAUGUAGUAAACAAAAGAGUUAAAGAAAAGAAGUUCCUAACUGAAUACUACAUCGAAAGACAGGCCCAUGAGCUCUACAAUAUUUCCAUCUUUAGGAAAUUCCAGAGAAUCCUAAAUGAUGUUACAAGACUACAAAUCAGAGAAGAUGAGAAGGGCAAGAUAUACUGGGUAUUUCAGGCAAAAAAUUACCCAAUAAAAGAGCACAGACACAGAGAUUACCUAGUCCAAGUGAAUCUACAAAACCAGGACUACUCAUGCAUAUGCUGCAAGUUUGAUAAGGAUGGUUUGCUUUGCUCUCACAUCUUGAAAGUAAUGCUGCAACUACAAAUAGACAAGAUCCCGGAAAAGUAUAUAAUAGAUAGGUGGCGGAAAAGACAGAAAAAACUAUUCAAUCUUCCAGCUCCACCAGAAAAUGAGGACAACAUUGUUCUGAGAUUUAAUGUUCUAUCUAGAUUGUUGGGAUACACAGCUUCGACUGGUUCAAAAACCAAAAGAAAUUACCAGUACUUGCUGCAAGAGAUACCAAGGAUAGAAGCAGAAAUGGCAAGAAUGAACAAUGAAGAUGAACAGGUCUCAGAAAUGGGACAAAACAGUUCAGCGCGGACAGUUGUCAAUUUAGACCCUACUGCUGAAAGUGCAUCGAACAUACACCUACUUGACCCAGAUGUUGCUGAUACAAAGGGCCGCCCUAGGUUGCUGACUAUAAAAGAAAGAAUUAAGCAGAAUAAAUUCUAUAGUUGCAGCCACUGUGGUUCUAAUAAGCAUACAAAGAAAAAUUGUGACAAGCUGCAUUUGGUCUUCAAUUUACCAAAAAAGCCAAGAAAACAAAAGAAAAGGGACAAUGGUGAGAUUUAUUUUCUUACUGUGCAUAUAGAAAAAAUCUAUAAGCUACUGAUGACUAACAUUUCUUUGAUGACAGGUUCACAAACUGAGGGACAUGGAACAAAAACGAAGAAGUCCAAGAAAGCCACAGAACCUAAUGAUGAACAUCAACCCCUAUGUCAGCCAAGUGUAUCUUCCUCGGUGAACCCAAACCAAGAUGGAAACUAGGGAGAUCAAAUAAAAACAUAGUUGUGUAAAUGAUGUAAUCAUGGGUGGCAGAAUUAAAAACUAAAUUUGUUGGUUCUUAAUGUAAUAUUUAUGUUACUGCUGAAAUAUUCAUAUGUUUAUGGUGUGGCAUAAGCAAGAA